This is a messenger RNA of Penaeus chinensis, 3675 nucleotides long. Its product is annotated as solute carrier family 12 member 8-like. Bases 931 to 2949 code for a protein of 672 amino acids. The record is from RefSeq and is a predicted model, not a curated record. Lineage: Eukaryota; Metazoa; Arthropoda; Malacostraca; Decapoda; Penaeidae. The transcript is spliced from 14 exons. Gene Ontology annotation, cellular component: membrane. Gene Ontology annotation, molecular function: potassium:chloride symporter activity. Gene Ontology annotation, biological process: potassium ion homeostasis; chloride transmembrane transport; chloride ion homeostasis.
CCUCGCGCAAGCACCCCUCCCGCGGCCUGUCCUGUUGUCCGACAGCCUCGACCUGUGUAUUGGAAGGUGUGCCGAGGGGCCGCCCAAGACCCAGGCAGGAAGGGCGCCUCGACAAACGCUGGAGGUUGACUUGGAUCCAAAGAUGGUUUAUCAGUGCUUCCGUGUGACAACUUGAGUCAGGCUCCGAUAGACAGUAACUUCUUAUCUACUGUUACAAGAGAUACUAUGUGGUUAUAGAAAUAUAUAAAUAACCGAGAGCUAUUCAUUCUACGGUGUAUAUUUUCUCUCUGCAAUAUGGGUAAAUGACCUGCACGAGCAAGCGGAUGUAACAUGCACUUGAAAGAAGCGUUUAGCAGAACAUAACAUCAGAAAUUAACCAUUCCUCCAUCUUGAAGAUCUCACGCUAAAUGGAGCUCCGAGGACCCUGCACAUGAACCCUCUUUUUACUCCGAAAUAGGAAAGAAACAGCACUAUUAACCCACCGAACGACCCGGAAGUGCCCUUUAAGCUCCCUGUCUCUCUCUCUCUAUCUCCCUCUUCCGUGCAUCUGCCUCUCGUACACUUGGGGAUUCCACCGGCCGUAGUAAUCUCAUUUGAAGCUUCGUGUGGCAAACUUAACGUGACAGGAGUUCCACCAAGAGCAACGAGACACGAACGAGAUCAAGCGAAGGAGUAAACGAAGGGGAAUACAACGGAGGUCGAGACACUGAAAUGAGAUCUGAAAGCUUGAUCGAAUCACGGCAAGGAAGGUGAAAACAAGAAAAGAAAAGAAAAGUAAAAAAGAGAGAGAGAAAAAAAAAGAAAAAAAAGAAAAGUGAGCGUUUCGGUUAGAUACCGAGAGAAAGAAAGAAAGAAAAAGAGAGAGAGAAAAAAAAGAGAGAGAAAAACAAAAAACACAGUAAAUAGUUCAAAUUUCCUUAACUCCUAAAAAUGAAGAAAUCAAAAGUGGACUGGAGUCGCUUCGGGCUCGUGUCUGACGGCGACACCGACGCCUCCGAGACCACGAGGCUGAAGGAUCCGGCCCUCGAGGAAGGAUACUACGGAGGACAGGACACCGAGCUCUUCGCGGAGGAAAAGGGCGACACGCCGUGGUGGAAGAGCACCUUCUUCGUGAGCGAGCGCGUCCUCUUCGGCACGUGGGAUGGCGUCUUCACGUCCUGCCUCGUCAACCUCCUGGGCGUCAUCGUCUUCCUGAGGGUGGGCUGGGUCGUCGGCGAGGCUGGCGUCCCUCUCGCGGCCCUCGUCGUCGUCGUCUCCGUGGUGGUUGUGCUGACAUCCGUGGUCUCAGCGGUGGGAAUCUGCGAGCGGACGCGGGUGGAGAGCGGGGGCGUGUACUUCCUCAUCUCGCACGUCCUCGGGUCGCAAGUCGGCGGCGCCGUCGGCCUCGUCUAUUGCUUCGGGCAGGCCGUAGGCAUCUCGCUGUGCGUGGCCGGCUUCGGCGAGUCCAUGGUGGAGCUGCUGGAUCUGUCGUGGUCGUGGUCGGAGAAGGCAUUCGCUGCGGGCGCCCUCCUCCUACUGGCGCUCAUCAACGUCGCGGGCGUCAAGUGGGUCAUUAAGGUGCAGUUCCUCCUGCUGCUGCUCGUCCUCCUCGCCGCCAUGGACUUCAUCUUCGGCAGCUUCUUGGACCACUCUGAUGAACCGGGCGUGACUGGCUGGUCGGCUGUUACGUGGGCGAACAACACCUCCCCGGGGUAUACGACGGGAAAUUCCUGGUUCACGGUACUAGGUGUGUUCUUCCCGACUGUCACGGGCAUAAUGGCAGGGAUUAACAUGUCAGGUGACCUCAGAAGCCCGGCGAAGGACAUCCCGGUUGGCACUCUAUCUGCUCUGGGUCUUAGCACGGUGCUUUACAUGGUGUUCAUCUUGGUCCUCGGUGCCACCGUCCAGAGGGAGGUGCUUCUCAGGGACUACAUGAUUACGGAGAAAGUUUCUGCAUUAGGUGUGCUGUUACUGGCCGGGCUCUACACAAGCACGCUCUCCUCGACGCUGGCUUCUCUGUACGGCACACCGCGCGUCCUCCAGUCUAUCGCCAGCCAGAACGUGGUGCCCGCCCUAUCUCCGUUGGCUCAAGGACGAGGACCCAACAAAGUGCCCGUGCUGGCCCUGGUGGUGACCGUGGUGGUGACACUCGUCUUCCUCCUCGUGGGGCGCAUCAACACCCUGGCCCCCAUCGUCACCAUGCCCUACCUGGCCACGUACGCCGCCAUCGACUACGCCUAUUUUGCCCUCGCGAUGACGGCUGACCUGCAGAGGGCAAGGGAGGCGAGGUUCAGAGGUCAGACAUUUGGGACGCCCACUUUUGACUCCCGAGGUCUUGGGGGAAACACUGACCUUGAUCAUCUGUUCCCUGAGAGAGUCACUCACAAGAAGGUGAUCACGACGGCUGCGAGCUCUGGCACCUCGAGCUUAGUCUCCUCUCCGGACGACCACUCCAGCAUCAAGUCCGACACUGAACCGUCUGCAAAGGAGGAGGAGAAUGGCGGAGCGGGCGCCAGUGAAGACCUGCUGCCUGGCAUGGGCGCCCCUGGAGACUUCCUCGCUAUCACAGGGAAGCCUACUCACUGGUACUCUCACCUAUGCAAUCGCUGGCUCUCUUUGAUAGGGGUGGGCGUGAAGGUCGCCAUGAUGGUGUGCGUCCACUGGGCCUACAGUCUCACCACACUGCUCACCAUGCUGCUUCUCUACGUCUACAUCGGGCAGGCUGCCCCCGGGGGGCCUCCUGGCAUCGCUAUGGAAUUCGUCUUCCUGAGGUGGCUGAAGAACAGGUUUUUGGCCUGUUUUGGACAGAGGUCAGCCGAGUAUGACCAAGUAGUCGUGACGCCCCUGCAUCCUGGAGUCGAGGUCACAGCCAAUCAGCUGACUGAGGAGAACGAGGACUUCGCCGCCAGGUCACGCUACCACCAGUCGACGCCAGGUCAAGCACUCCCCGAUCUCACGGAACAACAGUAACUACGUCAUCAUAGUCAUCGUCGGUCUUGGCUUCACCGGCUUAGAAGUCAUCUGAACAACAUUCUAGCUGCGGCCUUUGUGGACAAGGACAUUUUCUGCUCUGUACCGCAUGGAGGGAGAUAUCUAUUCGGUGUAUUUUAGUUUACAUCACUGUUGGUGUGUGUGUAUACACUCGUUAUACUUAACUUCGUGGAAGCGCCUCUAGAUAAGUGUGUUGAUCCAUUGUUUAAAUUCUCAAUUGAGACACACGAGUAAUAGCUGCCUGUGAAAUUUUCGAUCUGUUUUGUGUUGCGAACAUUUGCAAAGUGGAUACUGUGUGUUUAAAAUACAUAUUCUUAAUGUAAUCCAAUUAAUACCGUAACUUUUUAUGCUCAACGCCAGUAAACUGAAGUGACGAGGGAAACAAAUACCACAGGACAGGUCAAUUUAUAAAGUAUAAAAGAUAUUGGAAGCUGAUCCAGAAUUAGAUCAGGAAGAUAUGCCGAAAAGGUUGUGAAUCACGCAACUUCAAAUGACAGUCAGAAUUACUUUUAGUUGGGGGCAAAACGUUGAUAAUAAACGAAAAUGGGGAGCAGUAGUGCGUUCUGCUUAAUCUCUAGUUCUUACUACCUCGGUGUGCACGUAUACAUAUUUUUACAAGACACACACAAACACACACGCACUCGCACUCGCACACGCACACGCACACGCACACGCACACGCACACGCACACGCACUCGCACUCGC